CUUUGCAGUCUAGGCAGAGGAGACACGAACCCCUGGGGUGGGCAAGUCGCCUGGGCUGGGGAUGCCUGGGCAGAUGUGGAGGCAGCUGGAAAGGUGGCACCACAGUUGGUUCGCUGGAGCUUUGCUGUUCCUAGGAGACGGAGGAGCAGCGAGCCUGCGGGGGAGGGGAAGCAAGUGGGCUGCUGCUUUUAGCAGCUGAAAGGACUGCAGGGAGCUCUGGGUAAGACAUUUUCUGCUGCUGCUGCUGCUGCUGCUGCGGUAGAAGCUGCCGCUAGUAAGCCGGAGGAAGUUGGAUCGAGAGGGAGGAGGCUUCAUUUGCAGCCAUGCUGAAUCACUGCUGCUGAUCAGAUCUCCUGCUGGUUGGCUCCGAGAACUGAGAACAGCGCUAGGAUCUCUGGGUGCAUGCACAAUUCAGCAGCUGCCACCCCCGCUGGGCCUCGCACAAUGGAGGCUGAAAGCGCCAAGCUGAGCUCCCAGCCCCCGAUACAGGCUGGGGCUGAUGAGAAGAGCCAGAGGACUAUCACUGUCAACCCUGCCCACAUGGGGAAGGCGUUCAAGGUUAUGAAUGAACUGCGGAGUAAGCAGCUGUUGUGUGACGUGAUGAUUGUGGCAGAAGAUGUUGAGAUAGAAGCCCACCGUGUGGUCCUGGCAGCCUGCAGCCCCUACUUCUGUGCAAUGUUCACAGGUGACAUGUCUGAGAGUAAAGCCAAGAAGAUUGAAAUCAAGGACGUGGACGGCCGGACACUGAGUAAGCUGAUUGACUAUAUCUACACGGCCGAAAUUGAGGUGACCGAGGAGAACGUUCAGGUGCUGCUCCCAGCAGCCAGCUUGCUGCAGCUCAUGGACGUUCGGCAGAACUGCUGUGACUUCCUUCAGUCUCAGUUGCAUCCCACCAAUUGCCUGGGCAUCCGUGCGUUUGCAGAUGUGCACACCUGCACCGACCUUCUGCAGCAGGCCAAUGCUUAUGCAGAGCAGCAUUUUCCUGAGGUGAUGCUGGGGGAAGAAUUUCUUAGCCUAAGUCUGGACCAGGUGUGCAACUUGAUAUCCAGUGACAAGCUGACUGUUUCGUCAGAAGAGAAGGUAUUUGAAGCUGUGAUUUCGUGGAUCAAUUACGAGAAGGAAACCCGUUUAGAGUACAUGGCAAAGCUGAUGGAACAUGUCCGUCUCCCUCUCCUACCUAGGGAUUACCUAGUCCAGACAGUUGAAGAAGAAGCUUUGAUAAAGAAUAAUAAUACCUGUAAGGAUUUCCUCAUUGAAGCCAUGAAAUAUCACCUGCUCCCUCUCGACCAGAGACUCCUGAUUAAGAACCCCAGGACCAAGCCUAGGACUCCCGUCAGUUUACCCAAGGUCAUGAUUGUGGUCGGUGGCCAGGCACCCAAGGCGAUCCGCAGUGUGGAGUGCUAUGAUUUCGAGGAGGACCGAUGGGACCAGAUUGCUGAGCUGCCCUCCAGGAGGUGCAGAGCAGGUGUGGUGUUCAUGGCCGGCCACGUGUAUGCCGUGGGCGGCUUCAACGGCUCGCUGCGCGUGCGGACGGUGGACGUGUACGACGGGGUGAAGGACCAGUGGACGUCCAUUGCCAGCAUGCAGGAGCGCCGCAGCACGCUGGGCGCGGCCGUGCUCAACGACCUGCUCUACGCCGUCGGGGGCUUUGACGGCAGCACUGGCCUAGCAUCGGUGGAAGCCUACAGCUACAAGACCAACGAGUGGUUCUUCGUGGCCCCGAUGAACACACGGCGGAGCAGUGUGGGUGUAGGUGUCGUGGAGGGAAAGCUCUAUGCUGUUGGGGGUUACGAUGGGGCCUCCCGCCAGUGUCUGAGCACCGUGGAGCAGUACAACCCGGCGACCAACGAGUGGACAUACGUGGCGGACAUGAGCACCCGCCGCAGUGGCGCAGGGGUUGGGGUCCUCAGUGGACAGCUGUACGCCACAGGCGGGCACGACGGGCCCUUGGUGAGGAAGAGCGUCGAGGUUUAUGAUCCUGGAACAAACACCUGGAGGCAGGUGGCAGACAUGAACAUGUGCCGGCGCAAUGCAGGGGUCUGUGCGGUGAAUGGACUCCUGUACGUGGUCGGAGGGGAUGACGGGUCCUGCAACUUGGCCUCGGUGGAGUACUACAACCCCGCCACUGACAAAUGGACGCUGCUGCCAACCAACAUGAGCACGGGGCGGAGCUACGCAGGUGUUGCUGUGAUUCACAAGCCCUUGUGACCCCCAGCUCCCACUGCCAGGACGUGAGGGAAGGAAGGGGUGCUGCCCGGGACUCAGAACAGAGGGAUCAUGAUGCUGGAUCCCACUCGCUGGGAGAGUCUGCAGUGGAGCGAGAACCGCCCUCCUCCGACUUGCAGCGUAGAGUCCGGAGUGAAGCCUGGGGACCCACCUCCUGCACCUCUGAGGGGUUUUGGCCUCUGUCCGGAGCAGUGGGUUCCUGAUAGCUUCGGGUGGCACCUUUGGGCUUUUUUGUGUUUCUACAGGGACAGUGUUUGCAUGAGAACGUGUGUUUGUGUGUGUGUGUGUGAGAAAGAGAGAGAGCUGUGUAUAUGUGUGUUUAGAACAUGGUGUCUCACUAAGUUGAGGGCAGGUUGUGACAUUCUACUGGAUUCCUGUACUACUGAUCCUUCCGCUACGCUAAAAAUCAAAUCACAGAAACCUCUCUCCUGGAUUUGCCGUGGGCACCCUGAGACUACUGCCGCAGUUGCCUGCUGGAGGUCCAGUUGGACAGGGACGUCCAGAAGGGACCAGCGAGAGAAGCAGCGCUCUGACCAUGCGCACACGCGGCCUUGACCACUGGCACUGUUGGCAGAAGAGCCGCGAGUUCUCAAAGCUGCACUGCGUCCCCUGUGUGCUAGAGCUGGGGACAAGCGGGUGCCCUGGCCCCCAGCCGGGUGCUCUUUCUUGGUCUCUCCUACGGGAAGCACACGAGAACUGCUCAGUCUUCGGACCACUGGGGGAUCCUGUGUCUGUUCAGCUGGGAAAACUAGCUCUUCAGAAAAGCCCUGAGCAACACACUAGGAAAGAAAUGUACAUCAAACACCAACACAAAAACCAAAACCAAAGUGGAAAGGCUUCAGACCCUGCCCGUAAUGGUCUUGGAGAGAAUCCUACAUCUGGAUUUUUUCCAGGAUAUGAAAGUCCCUGUUAUAUUUAUUAUCCAGGAGUAAUUAUUCACAACAUCCCAUUUACCCUUGAAAAUGUUCUGAUUUGGAGGCUAAGUAAAAGGUCACCCUACCUCUAAAUGCAGAUAGGUUUGUUCCUGCAUUGGAUGGGGUCACAUGUGACUCAGAUGGGCACGGAUGAAAGGAGUGUACCAGCUGGGGCUGCUCCUCGGUACUUGGUGGUGGAGGUCAAGUCUGUCCAAGCCCUUGUCUCCCUUUCCUUGUGCUCUCCCCCUGUUCCAGGGCCUGUACCUUCUCCCCAACCCUCGGAACACUCCCCUCCUCCUCGCUUUCCCUGUGGGGGAGGAGAUGGUGGUAGGCCCUGGAUGUGUGAUCUCUCUUAGGGGUACUUGCAUUUUAAGGGAGGAGCUAGUGAGAAUUUUGCUAAUCCGGAGGGAGGAGGGUAUUUGAAGGAGCACAGAGCCAUUUGCAUUAAAAAGAACCCUAAAGCCCUGCUGUUCCUAAACUAGCAAGUUGCAUCUGUUGGACUUUUUGACAUAAGGAGGGGAGGUCUUGUGUCUGGAGAACAGUCUCACGCCUUGGGGCCUGGGGUUUAACCUUCCAUGAUGUCAGGGUCCACCUAAGGAGUCAAGGGGCUCUGUGAACCCUGACCUUGGACUCCUGAGACACCUGGACCCCUUCCAAGCAGAUGCCAUAGGAGACUGGUGUUUCCCCACCUCACCCCACCGUUAGAGACCCAGGCUCUUCCCCAGCUAGCUGGCCACUAUGUGUACUUACACUAUAUUUAUUGUGCAGUAGACACUGAACUCUCUUGAAGAUGAAACUUCUGAUGUUGAGCAUAUGUUAUUCAGUGAAACAGUAGGAGAGAACCAAGGCACCCAGAAUUUUUAGUAGCCUUGGGAAGAGGCCAGCAUAUCCAGCUCUGGUGGAUGCGGAGAAAUGUCUGCAAGGGGACCAAAGCACGCUUUAGCUGGGUGCUCUGCUCUCGCCUGGCCCUGGAGGCGACUGUGGUUUCAGAGCUCUGAAUGGCUCUGGGUUGGAAACUGAUGGAAUGAACUUUUUGUUUGGGACUUAGUUUUGGGGGGGGCGGGUGUGCCCACACGUGUGUGUGUGUGUGUGUGUGUGUGUGUGUGGUGGAGAUGAGGGUGAGUUUGGGGUCUGAUGGGUGCUGGUCCCACAGCUUCUGAUUUCAGGUAAAAGGUGAAUUCCCCACCCCCUCCCCCUCCAAGUAGGAGCUCGACUUUCACUCUUGUGUGGGAGAGGCUAUUGCUUGUGUGUCAUCUUCCUAGAAGAGUCCCUUCCCUGAAAGCUAGCCAGUCCUGUUUUCUACUUUUGGAUGUUUGCUAUUGGUUCCACCUCAUGUCUCCCUUCCAAGAAGCACUGCCCCUACUGGUGGUGCCGCUGAGGCCAUGUUCAUUAUAUCCUGUGUCCUUUCUCUUGGGGAUUAGAACACUGGUAUGUCAUCACCAAACAGCCCAACUGCUCUAACUGCCCACAGAUGCCAUAACAAACUGGAUGUCUCUCUGUCACCAGGUACUGUUCUCUCUCCACGGUGGACACAGCAGACUUAUUUUCAAGUCCGUGCUGGUCACGUGGUAGAUAAACCCCCAACCCCCAUUCAGGUGGCCACAGCUACUUGUGAAUGCGGCUUUGCCAGUGGCGUGUCUGAAAUCUGAUCAGUAAUGAAAUGGAAUUGGGGCCCAAGGUCAGAAGCAGCUUAGACGCUACUUGGAUGCUGAUUUGGACUACAGAAAAGUCCGACUCUGAAUCCCAAAGUUAUCCCUUAUGAGUACCCAAUGGCAUCUCUCCAUCUAAAAGCUGCAGUAUUAUGCAAAGGAAAGUGACCUCAUUUUCUGCUAUGCAAUAAGAAUACUUAAUUUUAUUUCGUGACAGACCAGUUGCAACAUCCCCUAAGAUGCUUUUUGAGCUGUCUUACUUUUGAUAUCUGUUGUGUAAUGUUUGUAUAUUCCUGAGCCAGAUCCUUUCAAAGACUGCCUUUUUAUAAAAUUGAAGCUGCAGCUUUCAGGCUAAAAUUUUAAUGUGGAUAUUUUUAUAAGAUAACUUUUCAGGAUAUCUGAACUGCUUUUUAUUGUCCAUGAUAAUGAAAUGUUAUGUUCUAUGUGUCAUUCGCUCUUAAACAUAGUCCAUGCCUGUAGCUGUCUACCCUUCGUUUCUCAUGCUCCCCAAACUGAUUUUCAGUAGCUCCAGGUAGAGAACACAGUCACUGGUGUUUCUUGAAACCCUUAGGGACUAACAUUAAGCCAGACUCAGCACUUGCCCAUCUGUGUCUGCUCUUUGGGAGCCUGCUUUCUGCGGCGGUGAGGCUGUUGGCCUACCUCCUGGCGGCCCUCCCUGCCUGGCACUGAGCCUGGCCCGCUGUGGCGUGGAGAAGCCCCAGAAGCAGGCCUGCCCCCGGCAGUGCUCCCGGGAGCGCCCUCGGUCCAGUACACCGGUCCCCGUUCUCUUCUGUCUCCAUGUUCUUCCGAAUCCUCCACAGUUAAUGCCUUUGCUGCCGGGUGACGUCCCUUUUGGAAGCCUCUUGCCUGUGAACUUCAAGGAGGGUCACUCUCAUGAUCCCCGUUAGGAAUGUGUAAGCAUGUGCUUCACAGCUGCUCACACCACACUUACAGAACUACUUGUUUUUGAACUGUGUCUGCACUCCAGGCUCUCUUUUGUGUAUUUAUCUGCCAUUAGCCUCAUUAAAAAAACCAAAACUUAUUUUUAUUAUUAUUGGGACAGGUGCCAUUUGAAUUGCCUCCACGCUCCCCAUUUGCACCUUGUUGGAUCAAGUCGGGAGGUUGAACGAACUCAUACUCCAGCUCACUGGAGUUUUUAAGUGUUUGCCGGAGAAGCAGGGAGGUUGGAAUGUAUUUUUUUAAGUGUUUGCACUAUUCAGAGUCCUGAGCCCCUCAAGUUCAGCUGUGCUGUGUGCCUACCGGCCCAGCAGGGAGCUGGCAGCACUUCCAGCAUUCGGGAGUGGAGAGGCGGCGGGUCGUCACGCCCGCGGGCCCGUGCGGCCUCUGUCACGGGCUCAGCGACCCGGGGAUUACCGCGGCAAGGAUGCAGGGGCCUGUGGCGUUUGCAGAAACAAAGUGCUCUAGUGCUAUGUUCUUGCCUUUGGUUAUGAAAUUUCAAGUGAUCUUCCCCCCUUCUCAGUGGCAAUAAAGGACCCUCGUUCUUGUUGUUUAAUUUGUGUAUGACGUGUACAAUACUUUCUUUGAAAGAAAACUCGAGACACCGAGUGUGUGCGCGAGCGGGCGCGCUGUCUGCCCUUGCCCGGCGGCAGGCAGGCUUGGCCACUGGCGCCCGCACAACACAUGGCCCAGGUGAGGCCCUCGAGCUGUGUUUCCUGCCUGGACACUAGGGACUGUGUGUCUUGUAAAAGAACACCUGUCACGUGCUCGUUCGGUGACGGUGCUCCCCGAAGAAACAGAUCCUCGAGUGUACUAUUUUAACAGGAAUCGUGUUCCAGUUUCCCAUACUUUGUUAUUUUAAUUUUAAUAAAAACCAAACUGUGAGAACCUUUCUCAGCGUCUCAUUUCUGUAGUCCAGCCUCUCCACUGCGUCUCAGACCUGAAAGGGACAGACUUACUCCUCACACUUUGUGCCUCAUUCAGGUUUAAAGUUUUCCUCCUUAAGAUCUCCUGGCUAGGGCCUGGGCUCCUUUGUCCUCUGUUCUCUGACCCGAGAACAGUGCCAGACCCACAGAGACCUUCCUGAAGGAGGCCCAGCGAGGCCAGCCCCUGCAGGAGGUGUUCGGGCGUGUGGGCAGCUGCUUGCUCGUCACUGCGACGGGCGUGCUGGUCUCAGGCGCAGGGAGGAGACAGACAUUCAGCUAUAAAUAGACAUUGACUUUUUUAAAG
Messenger RNA from Miniopterus natalensis, 6976 nucleotides. The record is from RefSeq and is a predicted model, not a curated record. Lineage: Eukaryota; Metazoa; Chordata; Mammalia; Chiroptera; Miniopteridae.